CUUCUCAGAACGUGCAGAAGUGUUAGGCUGUGAACUCAGAGCAAGGCAAACAGUUUGUUAUUUUCAGCAGUGACAUUAUGGCAGCAGCGGCACCUGAUGAUGAUUUCAAUAAAUCUGAAUGCAACAGCUCUGACUUUGAAGAUUCCUCUGAGCUGAGGGUUGUUCUGCUGGGGAACAAAAGGCCUCAGAGGAGUUCAGUGGGAAACUUCAUACUGGGAGUAACUGUGUUCAACACAGAGGAAAAAGCAGACCUCUGUCUGAGAGUUAAAAGAGAGCUGAAAGGAAAAGAAGUAGAUCUCAUCAACACUCCAGAUCUGCUGUCAUCUAAAAUCGCCCCAGAAGAGCUGCAGAAACACAUUGAAAAUUGUGUGAGACUCUCUGCUCCUGGACCUCAUGUGUUCCUGCUGGUCAUCCAGCCUGCAGACUUCACUGAGGAUCAGAAAAACAAGCUACAAACAGUCCUCGAAUCCUUUGGUGACCCAAAAUUUGAUCAUUCUCUGUUACUGAUCACACCCAAAGACAAGAGUUCAAGUUCAAUUGAAAAGUACCUGCAACACCCACAGUUAGGAGAUAUAAUCAAAAAAUGUAGUGACAAAUUGUUGUGGCAGAAGAAUCUGGAACAAGCACAGCUGUUGGCAGCCAUAGGUGCAGUGGUGAAGAAGAACAAGGGAGAACAUGUGAGCCAUAAUGUUUUCAAAGAAGCUAAACCCAUGAAUCUGAAAUCCAGUGUGAACCUGGUUCUGUGUGGGAGGAGAGGAGCAGGGAAGACUUCAGCAAUCAAGGCCAUUUUAGGUCAGACUGAGCUUCAUUCAGUCUCCAACUCAGAGUGUGUUAAACAUCAGGGAGAGGUGUGUGGACGCUGGGUUUCCCUGGUGGAGCUGCCUGCCUUGUAUGGAAAAACUCAGGAGGCAGUUUUGGAGGAAUCAUCCAAAUGUAUCUCUCUCUGUGAUCCUGAGGGUGUCCAUGCCUUCAUCCUGGUCCUACCUGUGGCUCCCCUCACUGAUGAAGACAAGGAAGAGUUAGAGACCAUCCAGGACACCUUCAGCUCUCGAAUCAAUGACUUCACCAUGAUUCUGUUCACCGUGGAGUCAGAUCCUACAGAUCCAGCUGUUGAAAAUGUUGUAAGGAAAGACAAAGAAAUUCAGCAGCUCUGCCAGACCUUCAGACAAAGACGUGUGGUUCUCAACAUCAAGGACAAGCACCAGAUUCCAGAGAUAUUUGAAGCUGUAGAAAAAAUGACUCAGCCCAUGGGCAAACCAUGCUCUUAUACAACUAAAGGGUUUUUGCAUGCACAAAUGGAAAAAGUAUUACAGCUGAAGAUGAAUAUCAUCACUGGUAAUCAAGAUGGAAACCAGGGCUCAGACUGUCUCAGGAUUGUGCUCAUUGGGAAGACUGGCUGUGGAAAGAGCUCUACAGGAAACACCAUUUUAGGGGAAGAUGAGUUUAAAGCAGAAUCAAGUCAACUAUCAGUCACCCAAUGUUGUCAGAAAGCACACAGUGAGGUGGACGGUCGUCGUGUUGUCGUAGUCGACACUCCUGGUCUGUUUGAUACAACUUUGUCCAAUGAAGAGGUUCAUGAGGAGAUGGUGAAAUGCAUCAGUCUUCUGGCUCCAGGACCACAUGUCUUCCUGUUGGUGUUACAGGUGGGCAGAUUCACAGCAGAGGAGAAAGAAACACUGAAACUCAUCAAAAAAGCAUUCGGGAAGAAUUCUGAAAAGUUCACCAUUAUUCUUUUAACGAGAGGAGAUGAUCUCGGGAGUGUGGGAGACUCUAUUGAUGACUACAUCAAGAAAAAAUGUCAUAGUUCCUUCAAGAAACUGAUUUCAGACUGUGGAGGAAGAUACCAUAUUUUCGAUAACUCUGACAAGCAAAACCGCACACAAGUCAGUGAGCUGAUAACAAAGAUCGACACCAUGGUGAAGGAAAAUGGAGGACGCUUCUACACCAAUGAGAUGCUGCAAGAGGCUGAAACAGCAAUAAAGAAGGAAAUGCUGAGGAUUCUGAAGGAGAAGGAAGAUGAGAUUCAGAGAGAAAAGGAAGAGAUUGAAAGAAAACAUAAGGAAGAAAUGAAAGCCAUGAAGAAAAGAAUGAAUGAAGAUAAAGAAAAAAUGGACCAGGAGAGAAAACAGAAAGCCAAAAAACUCAAGGAAAUGGAAGAAGAAAUUCAACUGGAACGAGAGAAGAGAAAGAAUGAGCAGGAAAUCAGAGAAAAAGAGAGAAAGGAAAAGGAAGCUGAAGAAGAAAUACGUCGAGAGGAAUUUAUAAAAGAGCUUGAAAAGUUGGACAGACAAAUUAAGCUAGAAAAAGAGGAAAAGAAAAGUGUUAGCAGAGAGCUGGAGGAGACUAGAGAAGAGAUGAGAAGAAAACAAGAGGCCUGGGAGAAGACGCUAACAGAAGAGUGGGAAAAACAAAGGCAAGAAGAUGAAAAGAGAUUGCAGAAGGAGAAACAAGAAAUUGAAAAAUUGCAGGAAAAUUACAAUCAAGAAAAACUACGACAUGAAAAAAACAAGCAAAAAGAGGAUCAACAACGAAGAGAACAGGAGGAACAAAAGAUAAAAGAACUAGAGGAAAAGUAUCAGAAAUCCCUGGAAGAUCUAAAGAAGAAUUAUGAAGAGGAAGCCAGAAAGAAAGCUGAAGAGUUCAAUGAAUCUAAGAAGAAACACAAGGAGGAAAUAGAAGCUCAGAAAGAAGAGCAUGAGAAGGAAAUGAAUGACUUAGUGAAACGUGUGACCAAAAAGAGUGAAAACCUGAAAAAGAUCAAGAAUUUAGUAGAAAAACAUGAAAAACAAACGAGGAAUGUGAAAAAUGAGGAGGAAAAAGAAGCUCUACAGGAAACACAUGAAAAACAACUGAGUGAGUUGAUGCAAGAAAUCUUGAAGCAAGGAGCCGAUGACACAUCAGCCUGCAGCAUUUUAUGAAGAGAAGUGAACUUUUUCACGUUUGCGUCUUUUUCUGUCAUUUAGAUAACAAAAGAAGCACAGAUUUGUUGUUCUGCAUGUUUACAUCUCCGGCAUAUCCUGGCCACAGAAAAUGAACCUGAUUGUAUCAUCUAAAGCAGGGGUAUUCAACUCCAAGCCUCGAGGGCCGUGUCCUGCAGGUUUUAGAUGUGUCCCUGAUCCAACACACCUGAAUCAAAUGGCUGAAUUACCUCCUCAGUAUGCAGUCAAGUUCUCCAGAGUCCUGCUAAUGACUUCUAUAUUUGACUCAUAUUAAGAUUUUAUAAGAUUAUAUUAAGAUUUGUUGUGUUUUUACCCAAGAUAGUUGCCCCACAUGGUUUAUGCAUUGUUUUGUUUGUCACUGCAUCAAAGGACAAAUGU
Archocentrus centrarchus (flier cichlid) is the source of this 3317-nucleotide messenger RNA. RefSeq names its product GTPase IMAP family member 8-like. The transcript is spliced from 6 exons. Gene Ontology annotation, molecular function: GTP binding. The record is from RefSeq and is a predicted model, not a curated record. Lineage: Eukaryota; Metazoa; Chordata; Actinopteri; Cichliformes; Cichlidae. Bases 78 to 2918 code for a protein of 946 amino acids.